Microcebus murinus (gray mouse lemur) is the source of this 1295-nucleotide messenger RNA. RefSeq names its product phospholipid phosphatase 2 (gene PLPP2). The record is from RefSeq and is a predicted model, not a curated record. Gene Ontology annotation, biological process: phospholipid metabolic process; signal transduction; phospholipid dephosphorylation. Gene Ontology annotation, cellular component: plasma membrane. Gene Ontology annotation, molecular function: phosphatidate phosphatase activity. Lineage: Eukaryota; Metazoa; Chordata; Mammalia; Primates; Cheirogaleidae.
GCCCUCCCUGCCCUCCGCGCUGGGCCGGGCUCCGCCACCACGUGACCCCGCGGCCGGCCCGGGCGCGACGGGACGCGCUGGGACGGGCGUCUGGGGUCGCGGGGGCGGCCCGGGGCGGGGGCGACAUGGAGCGGAGGUGGGUCUUCGUGCUGCUCGACGUGCUGUGCUUGCUGGUCGCCUCUCUGCCCUUCGCCAUCCUGACGCUGGUGAAUGCCCCCUACAAGCGAGGAUUUUACUGUGGCGAUGACUCCAUCCGGUACCCCUACCGUCCGGACACCAUCACCCACGGGCUCAUGGCCGGGGUCACCAUCACAGCCACCGUGGUCCUUGUGACUGCGGGGGAAGCCUACCUGGUGUACACGGACCGCCUCUACUCCCGCUCUGACUUCAACAACUACGUGGCGGCCCUGUACAAGGUGUUGGGGACCUUCCUGUUCGGAGCCGCCGUGAGCCAGUCUCUGACAGACCUGGCCAAGUACAUGAUCGGCCGGCUGCGGCCCAACUUCCUGGCUGUCUGCGACCCGGACUGGAGCCGAGUCAACUGCUCAGUCUACGUGCAGGUGGAGAAGGUGUGCAGGGGAAGCCCCGCCAAUGUCACCGAGGCCCGGUUGUCUUUCUACUCCGGACACUCUUCCUUCGGGAUGUACUGCAUGGUGUUCUUGGCCCUCUACGUGCAGGCCCGGCUCUGUUGGAAGUGGGCAAGGCUGCUGCGGCCCACAGUUCAGUUCUCCCUGGUGGCCUUUGCACUCUAUGUGGGCUACACCCGAGUGUCUGACCACAAACACCACUGGAGCGACGUCCUUGUUGGCCUCCUGCAGGGGGCGCUGGUGGCUGGCCUCACGGUCCGCUACGUCUCAGACUUCUUCAAAGCCCGGCCCCCGCAGCACUGCCCGGAGGAGGAAGAGCUGGAGCGGAAGCCCAGCCUGUCGCUGACGCUGACCCUGGGCGAGGCUGACCGCAACCACUAUGGGUACCCGCUCUCCACCUGAGGGGGCCGCCCAGGCGGGGACUGGCCGCGCGUCCGGCUGAGGCCAGGGGCCUGCCCUGGGGAGGCCGAGCGGGCUCUGGACAGGGGGACAGGUGGACCGACGGCGGCAGUGAGCGGCUCCCUGCACUGGACCAGGGGCUGGGGUGCUGUGCCAGCCCAAGUAUCUGAGGGGUCUGUCCCCGGAGCUCCCUGAAUUCCCCCUUUCUGUUAUGGGGUCAGGGAAGGGACCAAGAGACCAGAUGGAUGCUGUUUUUGUAAGAUGUAAUGUACAUGUGGAUUUUUAGUAAAAUAGGGCAUUUGUUUGACA